This is a messenger RNA of Penicillium malachiteum, 549 nucleotides long. RefSeq lists its product as uncharacterized. Lineage: Eukaryota; Fungi; Ascomycota; Eurotiomycetes; Eurotiales; Aspergillaceae. The transcript is spliced from 3 exons. The record is from RefSeq and is a predicted model, not a curated record. The coding region runs from base 1 to 549 and encodes 182 amino acids.
AUGAUGGGACACGCAGCCGGCUGGUCGGCAACAAACAACAGUCACAAUCACAGAGAGAUUGUUAUCACGCUAGGAGCUGUACUAUCCUCCCUGGGAUCAAUACUCAUGAUCCUUCGCUUUUACACAUACUUCUACAUUAUUCGCCACAGGGGAGGUCAGGCUCUGGUUUGGGCUACUCUGAGCUGGAUCCUUGCCGCUCUAAGUACAGCAUUUUACUGCGUUUUCCCAUAUCAUCCGCACUUGACUAUUUCCAAAGUCCUCGCAACGACGGCCGAUCUACUAGCUUACUGGGCUAUGGCGUUCAUGAAGCUUGCUAUGACAAUGUAUAUCCUUCAUAUACAAGAGGGGAUCUACAAAUUGGGAAAGUGGAUUUUGCUAGCUGCGUCCGGUUUGAAUAGGACAAAUAAGAUGACUAUUCACCGAGGUGAUAUAGAUAGCAACGGCUAUCGGACUGACUUUCAUGGGUGUAUUGAAAUGCCAUCCCGGGACGCAGAAGACAGCAAUGUGCGCAAAGAGAGAAAUAUCUGGAUCGACCUGGGCAGCAGGUAA